This is a messenger RNA of Phialemonium atrogriseum, 1209 nucleotides long. Its product is annotated as ATP synthase subunit gamma, mitochondrial. Gene Ontology annotation, molecular function: proton-transporting ATP synthase activity, rotational mechanism. Gene Ontology annotation, biological process: proton motive force-driven ATP synthesis. The coding region runs from base 120 to 1019 and encodes 299 amino acids. The transcript is spliced from 4 exons. Lineage: Eukaryota; Fungi; Ascomycota; Sordariomycetes; Cephalothecales; Cephalothecaceae. The record is from RefSeq and is a predicted model, not a curated record.
AAACCUCUCAUUUCAAUUGAGUUCUAAGAUCACCAAUUGAUCACCACGGUUCAAUUGGCCUCGAAAUAAUUGUGGUCAGCAGAUUGAGGGCCUUCUCCACCUGCCGCAAUCUUUUUACGAUGCUGUCAAGAGCUGCAAGGCCAGCUCUGCGAGCCGGGGCUUCGCUGCAGACCCGGGCCGUCGUCCCCAAUGCCGCCAACUUCGCAACGCUCCGUGAAAUCGAGGGCCGGCUGAAGUCGAUUCGCAACAUCGAGAAGAUCACCAAAACGAUGAAGAUUGUUGCGUCGACGAAGCUCAACCGGGCACAGCGAUCGAUGCAGGACUCGCGCGUGUACGGCCAGACGUCCAACGCCGUCUUUGACUCGGCCGAGACCAAAGCCCUCGAGGGCGAGGACAAGAAGAAGCUCGUGAUUGUCUGCAGCUCCGACAAGGGUCUCUGCGGCGGCAUUCACUCGGGUUUGAGCCGCUUCAUCCGCCGCAAGACGUUGGAGGAGCCCAGAUUCGACCUGGUCCUCCUCGGCGAGAAGUCCAAGGCCCAGCUCCAGCGUACCAACGCCCAGGACAUCGUCCUUAACUUCGCCGGCAUCGGGAAGGACCUCCCCAAGUUCACUGAUGCCCAGGCCAUUGCCGACCAGAUCGUCUUGUUGCCCAAUGAAUACUCGAGCAUCGAGAUCGUCUACAACAAGUUCCUCAAUGUCCAGAGCUACGAACCCACCGUUGUUGAGGCAUUUUCCGAGGAGGCCAUUGCCGCUUCUGCCAACUUCUCCGCCUUCGAGGUGGAUGAGGAGCUCCUUGCCAACCUCCGGGAAUAUGCCCUCGCCAACUCCCUCUACUGGGCCCUGUGCGAGGGUCACGCCUGCGAGAUCUCCGCGCGCCGCAAUGCCAUGGAAAACGCCUCGAAGAACGCCGGCGAGAUGAUCAACAAGAACCAGAUCCUGUUCAACCGAACACGCCAAGCCGUCAUCACGGGCGAACUGGUUGAAAUUAUCACCGGAGCCACGGCAUCGGAGGACAUGUAAAUCUACCUACCUGGCGAGGACGCGGAAGUGCCGGAGGGGAGGGAAAUGGAGGGGACUCUUCGAAAGAGACUUCCCUUUGUAUCAAAGUAGCAAAGACCUCCUUGUGUAACCAGUCUCUCUCUCGAAUAGACUCUUUGAGAAGGGCUAUCUAUCUUCUACUAAAUCGGCUUUGCAAGUCAAGCCUCGUGCG